Paecilomyces variotii is the source of this 1366-nucleotide messenger RNA. RefSeq names its product pyrroline-5-carboxylate reductase dimerization-domain-containing protein. Gene Ontology annotation, molecular function: pyrroline-5-carboxylate reductase activity. The transcript has 2 exons. Gene Ontology annotation, biological process: L-proline biosynthetic process. Bases 377 to 1291 code for a protein of 304 amino acids. The record is from RefSeq and is a predicted model, not a curated record. Lineage: Eukaryota; Fungi; Ascomycota; Eurotiomycetes; Eurotiales; Thermoascaceae.
GAUCAAUGUCAAGAAACAUCGUACUUUUGCUGAAGUCACCAGUGCAAAUUGGAGAGUAUUCUUUAACAUAACAUCAAAUGAAGCCAUCAAUCCUCUCCUUCAUUUAUCGCGGACGGCCUACAUCGUGAUACAUCCCCGCUCUACCCCGCAGGAGUAAGCGAUCCACAUCUACGGAGAGCGUUCGGGUUGAAGAUAUCCUGCUGUAUCUAUGUCGGAACCCCUUCCGUAGUCUCUGUGGAUCUUAGGUAUGGAUGUUUGAAAUACCGCCGAACAGCCUCUGCCAACUCGUUGUUUCGUGAUUAUGUAUAUAUUUGAAUCACAGAUGGGUUUCGUUUGGAAGACCUGGAAUAGCCAGUUUACGCAGGAAUAGAUCAGAAUGGCACCGGAAAUAAACCACCUUACGUUAUGUGUCCUAGGUUGCGGAAACCUAGGAACCUCAAUCCUCGCUUCCCUUGUCGAUAGUCCUCCGGAAGGCGACAGUGUACCCUCGGCAAACCAAUUUAUCGCCUGCGUCAGAAGCGAAACUUCAGUUCACAGAGUGAAGGAAAGAUUCUCUUCGCACUUAUCAAGGUUGAAAGUGAUGAUAGGGAGUAACGUGAGCGCGGUUCGCGAGUCGGACGUCGUUAUUCUGAGCGUCGAUCCGGCAGACGUCGAGAACACAUUGCGACAAUCCGAUCUCGCUAUUGCCCUAAAGAACAAGCUUUUGAUCAGUGUCGUGGCCGGAUGGACUAGAAAGAAGCUGGAAACGACGAUAUAUGGAAGUGAAACCACGCUUGCAAACAUAGAAGAGCGCUGUCAGAUCGUCCGUACUCUGCCAAACAUUGCAGCCACUGUUGCAGAAUCAAUUACCGCUAUUGAAACUUCAGAACCGCCCUUGGCGCUUCACUAUGUCCAAAUCACAGACUCCAUCUUCAAUCGCAUUGGGAAGACUGCGUAUAUCGACCCCAAAUUGAUGGAUGCAGCCACUGCUGUGGGAGGAUCAACGCCCGCACUUUUCUCUGUUAUCUGCGAUGCAUUAGUUGAUGCAUCAGUGGCUGUUGGGGUUCCGAGGGCUAUUGCACAGACUAUGAUCUUCCAAGCCAUGAAAGGCACAGCUACUCUUUUGCAGAGCGGAAUACACCCUGGGGCUCUUAAGGAUCAAGGUACCAGUCCAGAAGGGUGUACAAUUGGCGGGUUGAUGGUUCUGGAAGAAGCUGGUGUUAGGGGCCACGUUGGAAAAGCGCUACGGGAAGCUGUUACUAUUUCUCGUCUUAUGGGGAACGUGGCUCAUGUAAACGAUACAAGGCAUUAGAUAUCCUUUAUUUGAAGACUUUCAGCAUCUCUACUGUAUGUAAUGACUUGGCCUCAAGAUAAUUCUAGAUGGACA